AUGCAGUUCGCUGCUACCCCUCCCUACAAUGGCACAUUAUCGACCUUCUACUGCCUACCCGAAGAGUGCUGCUACAAGCUGCCGUCACACAUAUCCUUCCGUGAAGGUGCCCUCGUGGAGCCGCUAAGCAUAGCUGUGCAUUGUUGCGGACUCGCCGGAAGUCUUCAGGGCAGGUCUGUGGCGGUAUUCGGUGCCGGGCCCAUAGGCUUGCUGUGUUGCACUGUGGCACAGGCUUUCGGCGCUGCGAAAGUCGUGGUUAUUGACGCAGUGGCCGCCAGGCUGAGCUUUGCGACAGAAUUCGGUGCCGAUGGCGUAUACAUGAUGGAAGCUGGGUUUCCAGAAACGAAUGCUCAGAAAGUUUUGGAGAAGGCUGGGCUGGAUGCAGGGUUUGAUGUUGUGAUCGAUGCAACAGGAGCAGAGCCAUGCAUCAACUGUGGUGUAGCUGCAUUGAAACGCGGUGGAGUCUUCGUUCAAGCUGGGCUGGGCUCUCCCAAGAUCGCAUUUCCAAUCGGCCAGAUUUGCGACAAAGAAGCUACGCUCAAAGGAAGCUUUCGAUACGGACCAGGAGACUACAAGCUUGCCAUCCAGCUACUAGAAUCCAACCGUGUUCAACUAGAUAGUCUUAUUACUCAUGAGUUCGCCUUCUCAGAUGCGGAACAGGCUUUUCAGAAUGUUGCGGAUAGAGUCGGCAUCAAGUCGCUCAUAUAUGGACCGGGCAUCGAUAGGGCGUUCGCAGAGGGUCGCACCGAGCAGCACAGGCGUGUGUCUGAUCUCCCGAGGCUCUAG
This is a messenger RNA of Alternaria triticimaculans, 786 nucleotides long. RefSeq lists its product as uncharacterized. Gene Ontology annotation, molecular function: L-iditol 2-dehydrogenase (NAD+) activity. The transcript has a single exon. Gene Ontology annotation, biological process: D-sorbitol catabolic process. Bases 1 to 786 code for a protein of 261 amino acids. The record is from RefSeq and is a predicted model, not a curated record. NCBI's taxonomy places the organism in Eukaryota, Fungi, Ascomycota, Dothideomycetes, Pleosporales, Pleosporaceae.